This is a messenger RNA of Labrus bergylta (ballan wrasse), 3870 nucleotides long. RefSeq names its product coiled-coil domain containing 57 (gene ccdc57). Gene Ontology annotation, cellular component: spindle microtubule; centriole; centriolar satellite. The record is from RefSeq and is a predicted model, not a curated record. Lineage: Eukaryota; Metazoa; Chordata; Actinopteri; Labriformes; Labridae. Gene Ontology annotation, biological process: cilium assembly; positive regulation of mitotic cell cycle; centriole replication.
ACCCCACGGGCAAACCAUUCACCUGAAAGACGGACUGGUCAAGUUUUAUUGAACGUCUACUUUAGCUCCUCCAAUGAUGUUUUCCAACAUAGAGUAAUUAAGAUAAAUAAACACGUCGCUACAUGGCUUGGUGAAUAUAAAGUGUAAAGAAUUAGGAGCUCCUACCAAACCUGCCGAGUGAAAUCGGCUCAUGGAUCAUGGUUUACACAUGUUUGGCCAUGCAGUCGGACGUGGAGAGUGACCUGGGAGAGCUUGAGGCCCAGCUGGCCAGUAAAGAGAGGGAAUGGAAGGAGCUCCAAGCUGUGAGGGUUCAUCAGCUGGAGAGUUCCCUGAGAAAGGCACAGGAGGAGUGCUCCUCCCUCAGAGAGCGCUACCAGCAAAUGAAGGAUGAUUUCCAGUUCAAUCUGGCUGUCCUGGACGAACGAGACAGAGAGCUGGAGAGAUACGAUGUGGUUACUACCGGAGCUCUGACUGUGGAAAACAACAGACAGGAGGAGGUGAAGCAGCUCCGUCUGCAGGUCACCUGGCUGGAAGAGCAAAGAACCAGAGAGGCCGAGCAGUGGAGGGAGGAGCUCAGACAGAGUCAGCACAGUGCUGCUCAGUACAAGCUGCAGCUGGAGGAGCUCAAACUCUCCAUGGCUGGUGAAAUUCAGAAGCAAAUGGAGAAGAAUGAGAGGAUGAAACUGGAUUUUCAGUGCAGGAUACAAGAGGUGGAGGGAGAGCUGACCCUCCAGAGACAGGAGAUGACAGCAGAAUUCGGCAGCAAGCUGAAACAGCGGGAGCAUCAGUUCAACGUAAAAAUGGACGAGAUGCGAGCUGUGGUGCUCGGUCAUGACCUCAAGGUGAAGCUGCUGUCCAAAGAGGUUGAAAUUCACAGCCAGGCUCAGCUGCAGACUGCAGAAACUCUCAAAUCCACUCAGGAUUUCUGUCAGCAGUUACAAACUCAGCUAAAACAAAAAGAGCAGGAGAUCCAAGACCUCAUGGCUCUCAAGGAAUACAGGAUAAAGACGUUUGAGGAGGAGCUGAAAUUUAUGGAGACCAAACUGAAGAAGGAGGAGGAUGACCACAUGAAGAAAUACGAGGAUGCCAUCAGGGCUCUGAAGGAGUGUAAGGCACAGCUGGAGGUUCAGCGUCAGGGGCACACAGAGGAGCUGCAAACGGCUGAGAAACACAUCAUUAAACAACAGGAGGAUAUGGAGGUUCAAGCUUCACAGGCACACAUCAUACAGAGAGACCAACAGGAGGCCGUGAAGCAGAAAGAUGAGACGAUCUACAGACUUCACACAGAGGUGGAGAAAAUCCGGACAGGCUGGGAUGAUUACAUCAGUCAAGUCUGCCGUGAGAUGGUCUUAAAGGAUACGGAGAUGAUCGCCCUGCAGGAGAGAGAAACCAAACUGAAGGCUGAGCUGGAGAGGAGCAGGGCUGAGAUGAAGGGAUACAAGCAGCAGCUGAGUGCUGGUCUGAAGAGGGAGCAGAUCUUAGAGCAGAGAAGAGUCCAGGCAGAUCUGGAGUGGCAGAGACGCUGUGAGGACGUGAAGGCUGAACUCUACCUCGCUAACGAGCAGCUGAUACAAGACUUGACCCAGGCUAGAGACCAGGCUAAAGCAGAGCUGAAGGAGAAAGAAAAGGAGCUGCAGGACUUGACUGUUCUUCUUCGUUCUGUUAAGACAGAGAGAGACCAGGUAUUACAGGGUCUCACACCAAGAGUCGAUUAUCUAGCAUCAGAAGAGAUCCAUCGUCUUCAGGAGCAGAACGGCGCCCUGCGCGCUGUGGUUAACCAGAUGAGGAAGGAUAUGGAGGGUCUCAGCCAUCUCCCACUCCAUCCACAGACCUCCCCUCCUCAGCGAGUUCAUCAUCCAGCAGCGCCUUCAGGCUCCAAUAACACUCCAAUGGCCUCUGGGCUCCCGGCGCAGUCCACCAAGACUCCCCCUAAAGUCAGCCCAGCAGCUGCAGAUUACACUGAAGCUCUGGAGCAGGAGGUGUCCCUACUGAAGGCUCAGUGCAGGAAGCUCAAAGAGCAGCUAGAGGGCGCUACAGAUAAACCUACAGACGACCUUCCACCUGCAGCCCCAGACAACACACACAUGAAGCUCCAGAGACCCGAGCAAGGUCAAAGGCGUCUGGAGAAAUGUGCCAACACCUCCACCCUACACAAGCAGGAGGUCAAGGUGUCACACGGAGAGUCUGCUCUCACCAGCAUCUCUGAACAGAGUGCUCUGGUGCGACAGCUGCAAGAGGAGAACCUGCAUUUGCGUCAGCAGCAGGCCUCAGCUCUGAUGUCUGCUGGUGUGUUUAAUAAAAGCGACUGUACUCUGUUACACUCAAGGCUGAAGCAGGCAGCGCUCUGUAUCAGCCGUCUGAGCAUCGAGAAACAGCAGCUGAUAAAGAUGGGCAACCGCCUCCGGGCCAAGAUCACCACCGCUGAACUACAGGAAGCAGCAGAGCAACAGAUGGACUCGUCCACAGAGACACAAGGAGAACAACAUGGCCGACUGUCUGCUUUAGAACAGCUGCAGUACCAACUCACCACCCAGGAGCUCCAGUAUGCAUUGAGGCAGAGUACUUCCAUGUCUGCUGAACAAUCGCUCCCUGAAACCAACAGCAGAGGUCCUGCCACAAAGGAAGCUGCCAACCCAUGGAUCCAAGGGCGAAAAACCCUAGACAGGCCUGAGCCCCUCUCAGGUUUAUCCAGGUCUCUGUUGUCGUCGGAGGAGUCACUGCGGUCAUUAAAGGAGCUGUGGGAGAAACUGGACCAAGGACUGAGCCCAUCGAUUUUCUCUGAAGGUGAGCUGAGCAGGACGGAGGUGGCUGAGUCUGGAGGAGCUGAAGUCCAGAUGAUGACGCAGGGUGUCAGCGUUCCUAUCCACAACCACCCACUAACUGAAGGCAAGCAGGGGAGGAAUCCCUCGACAACUCAAUCAAAAACUAACAAAACCCGACAAAGACCUGGAGCCCCUGGAGGCAUCAGCAAGAUCAGAAAUUACAAUCUGAAAGACUGACACACACAUAACAUGUCAUCAUCAGAAUGUUCAUGAGGAGUGCCUUUGAGACAGAGACUACAGGCUCAUAAAAACUUUUUGAAGUGUGAGAAACUGAUUAUGUCACAGUGAUAUCAUCAGAUUGAUCUCAUCUACAUGUUUAUAACAGACAGUCUGCUUUUAUCGAACAGAAAAAAACUAAUUUAAGAUUUCUACAACAACUCCUCUGUAGUCACAUUCUGAUCGGCAUCGGGAAAUAAAAUGUGCAGAGAUUAUUUAACCACAUUUCGGAGUUAAAUAAGAUACAGCUCUGGAGAAAGUGAAGACGCUGCUCCAACGUUUCAUUAAAACAGCAUCUCUACGUGUACUGCACUGAUCAGGUAAUCAGAAAUGUUGUAUACAAUAAAACAAAAAUGUUCAUUUUACUCAAACACCAAUCUCGGAACCCAUCAGCAACCAUCAUCUAACAUCCACCUAAACAGCGCCUGUUUCUCGGACGGAUAGAAAGGCCUAUACUUCUUUUAUUGAAACAGCCCCUUCUGUUAUCUGUUCAAUGUUUUUACCAUUCAUUUAGUGAUACCACAUCUUCAUGUCCACUCAUUCACUGUUAACUCUCAACUUUUAACUAUGCAAUAAAUACAGAAAAUAAAUUCAUUUUCUUUCUUUUUUAAAUCAGUUACCAAUAAUCACCACUAUUGACACCUCUGCAUUGACAGAAGCCAAACAUAUGUUCAAGAAAUGCAUUAUGCAUAUUUAUUUAUUUUAAUAAAAUGCCAUUCUCUCAUUAUAAAAUAUCUCAAAAAUGUGUUUUCUUUGCAUACUAACUCUCCUCAUGUGGAGAUAAGGCUGCAGAGAACAAGCCUUCUGUAAUUUUGCACAUGCACAAGCUAUA